Penicillium cinerascens is the source of this 1401-nucleotide messenger RNA. Its product is annotated as fungal specific transcription factor domain-containing protein. The transcript is spliced from 4 exons. The record is from RefSeq and is a predicted model, not a curated record. Gene Ontology annotation, biological process: DNA-templated transcription. NCBI's taxonomy places the organism in Eukaryota, Fungi, Ascomycota, Eurotiomycetes, Eurotiales, Aspergillaceae. Bases 1 to 1401 code for a protein of 466 amino acids. Gene Ontology annotation, molecular function: DNA binding; zinc ion binding.
AUGGCUGUAUGUUGCUUGGCAUCCGGUCGCGCACGCGAUGGGGCACUGUACACUACCAGGUGGCGCCGAGAAGAACUUCUGGAGCCUCCUUCAGACGCAUUCUAUGCAGCAGCCAAGGAUUCAUUACCUCGAGACCUUGCAGCUGCAAAGGGGAUGAAUUAUAUGCGCGCAUGUGCCAUCCUUGCAAUCGCCAGUCUCCAGAACGGCCAGAUCAAGAACAUGCAGAAAUACUCUGGCAUGUACCAUACUCUAACAACCAUGGAAGGGUUCCAUGAUGAAAAGCUCUGGCCCAAGGAUAUAAGUCCCAUUGAGGUAGAGGAAAGGCGGAGAUUGUUUUGGUCGAUCUACACACUCGAUAUUUACUCGACCAUUGUAUGGGGAGGCGUGAUACGAUACCGCGAGGCUCAUUCCCUCGUGCGGUAUCCCACCGAGGUCGACGACCAUUACAUCACCGCACAAGGCUAUACCAUGCAACCAGUAUCACCCGGAUCGAGCACCAUGAGCCAGAGCCCCGUAUCCGUCGUCUCAAGACAACCUUUGUGCUGGAUUCAAGGAUGGAAUUUCACAACCGACCUAUACCGCAUUUUGGAGCACGUGGUGGACGGCACAAGACGGAAGUUCUCCUCCGCCAACGGAACACAGGAGGUCUGGUCUCUUUUCAGCCCGGCUUCCAUGUCGGAGCCCGCAGUCAUGGAACGCGUUCUCUCUAUGUACUCUGCGCUGCCGUCGCAGUUUCGCGAAACUCCGCCUACGACGGGUGAUACGAUGAGGGAUCUGUUCGGUUUCCAGUCAGCCAAUAUCCAGGCAACACUGCAGCUGCUUCGGAUGGUGCUUUUGUCAGCGGAGGAGAUUGGAGUAGAUCGGAAAUGUGAUGUGGCCGGCGAGUUGCUCAGUGUCUUUUCUAAGGUGCCGGUGGAGUACUUGAAAGCUAUUAGCUCACCCUUGCUUCAUCAUCUCGGUGGAAUCGGGUAUAUACUCGGCUCGGUCAUGGAAGGUAGUCUAUCAGAUGCAUCCUACCUCCGGGUCCGCACAUUACUCCUCGAAAUGGCCGAUCUCCUCCACCGCCUCGAAUGCGGUCUCUACCGCGCAGCAGGCGCUAGCGAACGUCUCCGGUCCCAGGUCGACCGAAUCGACGGCUACAUGCGCACAUCACGCCUCCUCAACGUCUCGACAGCUCCGCCUCCUCCAAAUGGCAAUGCCAUGAACAUGAAUGUCAAACCGGAGCAUGUUCUGCAACCACCCACAUACGCCCAUAGUGCCCCAGGGCCAACAGUUGGUACCGCGGCGGGAAUGAAUGACCAGAUGCUGCAGUUCCAGUUGCCGCCGGAGCUGCUGAAUGAUUGGCCGUGGCCGCUUGAUAAUUCUCAUUCGGAGGGGUUCUUGCCUCUAGCUUUUGAAUAA